Molecule: messenger RNA, 2232 nt
Organism: Lactuca saligna
Lineage: Eukaryota; Viridiplantae; Streptophyta; Magnoliopsida; Asterales; Asteraceae
Source: the annotation of a GenBank genome assembly
AUGCAACGAGUCCCGUAUCUCAUUCUCUUAACUCUUUUCCUACCACUUUUAGUUAUCGCACAACAAACAAACCGUUUUGUAUCUGUUGGAGCAACACUCACAGCUACAAACGAUGCCAUGCCAUGGCUCUCACCUUCUGGAGAUUUUGCCUUCGGUUUCCAACUUAUUCAAGGUCAAAAUAACUUCUUGUUAUCCAUAUGGUUUGACAAGAUACCUGAAAAAACCAUCAUCUGGUAUCCAGAAGGAGGUCCUACAGUGCCUAGAGGGUCGACAAUUGAGCUAACAAAUGGACGUGGACUCGUUCUGAGUGAUACUCAAGGCAAGGAUGUAUGGACUUCUGGGUCGACCUCAGAUAUUGCUUAUGGUGUCAUGAAUGAUACAGGUAACUUUGUGAUUGUUGGUAAUGAAUCUCGCAAGAUAUGGGAUAGUUUCGAAUUUCCAUCAGAUACUAUGUUGCCCACUCAGGUUAUGGAGAAAGGUGGAGAGAUUUACUCAAAAAUGAGUAGAACUAACUUCUCCAGAGGAAGGUUUCAGCUACGUCUGCUUGAAGAUGGGAACCUCGUUCUUAAUACUCGAGAUAUAUCAACCAAUUAUGCUUAUCCUUCAUACUAUGCCACUAAAACUGGUGAUCUCUCCAAUCAGUCGAAUUCUGGUGAACAGCUUAUCUUUGAUGGAGUCGGAUACUUGUAUUUAUUGAGAAGAAAUGGCAGCAAAUUUGAUCUUACUCCAAGCCAGGAACUUCCAUUUGGAGACUAUUAUCACAGAGUUACGCUGGAUUUUGAUGGGGUUUUUACCCAAUACUAUCACUCCAGGGAUUCCACUGAUAAUUCAAGCUGGGAACGUGUAUGGUCAUAUCCAGGAAACAUAUGCCUUAGUUUCCUUGCUUCUGAAGGAAGUGGGGCAUGUGGAUAUAACAAUGUCUGCAGCCUUGAUCAGAAUAAUCGACCUAAGUGUGAGUGCCCAAGAGGGUUUUCAUUGCUUGAUCCCAAUGAUCCAUAUGGUGAUUGCAAACCAUAUUUCUUUCCAAACUGUGACAAAGGUGCCUCAAAAAAAGAAGAUAUCGAUUUUGUGGAACUCAAGGAUAUUGAUUGGCCAACAUCUGAUUAUGUCAUCAUGAACCCAACUAGUGAAGUUGACUGCAAAAACUCCUGCUUAAAUGAUUGUUUCUGCGCUGUUGCAAUUUACAGAGGCAAUAAAUGUUGGAAGAAGAAGCUUCCACUCUCUAAUGGAAAGGUUGAUGUUUCACUUAAUGUGAAAGCUUUCGUGAAAUCUCGGAAAGGUGAUCUUCCUCUUGAAAACCCUCCUCAUUUUUCUGGAAGCAAGAAUAAUCGGCAAAGUUUGAUAAUCCUUGUCCAUGCUACUAAUGGGUUUAAAGAUGAACUUGGGAGAGGAGCUUUUGGAAUAGUCUACAAAGGGGUAAUGGGGACAAACACUGUGGCAGUGAAGAAGUUGAAUCAAAUGGCUCAAGAUGGUGAGAAAGAAUUCAGAACCGAAGUCAAUGCUAUUGCAAAGACUCAUCACAGAAACUUGGUUCAGUUGCUUGGCUUUUGUGAUGAUGGUGAACAUCGGUUGCUAGUUUAUGAGUACAUGAGUAAUGGUACUUUGGCCAGCUUUCUAUUUGGAGAAAUGAGACCAAGUUGGAAUCAUCGGUGCCAUAUAGCAUUAGGCAUUGCAAAGGCACUUUCGUACCUUCAUGAAGAAUGUAGCACUCAGAUCAUCCAUUGUGACAUUAAGCCUCAGAAUAUACUUCUUGAUGAGUAUUAUAAUGCUCGUAUUUCUGACUUUGGACUAGCGAAGCUUUUGGUGAUGAAUCAAAGUCGAACAAAUACUGAUAUUCGAGGUACGAAAGGAUAUGUGGCUCCAGAGUGGUUUAGAAACGCUCCAGUCACAGUAAAAGUUGAUGUCUAUAGCUUUGGUGUGUUGUUACUAGAGAUUAUUUCAUGUCGAAAGAGUGUCAAAGAAAAUGAGAGUGGUAAUGAAUAUGAAGCAAUCUUGACUGAUUGGGCAUGGGAUUGCUAUCAGGAAGGUAGAUUGGAUUUGCUUGUUGAGAAUGAUUUGGAGGCUCUUGAUGACUAUAAGAAGCUAAAAGUGUUUGUGAUGGUUGGACUUUGGUGUGUUCAAGAAAACCCUUUGUUGAGGCCAACCAUGAGGAAGGUCAUUCAGAUGCUUGAAGGGGUUGUUGAAGUGACUGAACCUUCAUGCCCGUUCCCUUUCUCUCUUACCUUAGGUUAA